AUGGUGAGCGAUCGAAAGGUGGUUAAAGAGGAUAUGACGCUAGAACAGGAGUAUAAUAAGCUGGUUUCAAGGCGAGAUGAGUUGCAGAAGCAGGAAAUAACACUACGGAGGGAAUUUACUACUUUGCUGCGAAAAAUUGCUAGUAUUACAGCGGUUCUGGAGACAUUGGAGGAUAGAGAAAUCUUGGAACGCAAGUUACCCUCCAAGGAGACAAUUGCAAAGGUUCCGGAGUUGCAGUAUCUUGUGGAUUCGUUGCAGUCGUUAGAUGAGUUGCUUUUGGAACAGGUUCAGAUUCCUGAGAAGUUGAUGCAUUCGUAUGAACUAUUUAGAAACACUCCCCUACUGUACAAAGACAAUCCGAAUCAUGUAUGA
Messenger RNA from Eremothecium cymbalariae DBVPG#7215, 372 nucleotides. It is a transcript of the gene IES5, whose product is annotated as Ies5p. The record is from RefSeq and is a predicted model, not a curated record. Gene Ontology annotation, cellular component: Ino80 complex. NCBI's taxonomy places the organism in Eukaryota, Fungi, Ascomycota, Saccharomycetes, Saccharomycetales, Saccharomycetaceae. Bases 1 to 372 code for a protein of 123 amino acids. The transcript has a single exon.